Messenger RNA from Esox lucius (northern pike), 2642 nucleotides. It is a transcript of the gene dapk2a, whose product is annotated as death-associated protein kinase 2a. Bases 475 to 2022 code for a protein of 515 amino acids. Gene Ontology annotation, biological process: protein phosphorylation; intracellular signal transduction; positive regulation of apoptotic process. Gene Ontology annotation, molecular function: ATP binding; protein serine/threonine kinase activity. Lineage: Eukaryota; Metazoa; Chordata; Actinopteri; Esociformes; Esocidae. The transcript is spliced from 9 exons. Gene Ontology annotation, cellular component: cytoplasm; nucleus. The record is from RefSeq and is a predicted model, not a curated record.
AACAUCCCAGCAGAGUUUGCCGUUUAUGAGGUCAUUUGCAUCUGUGAUUAGGCAAUUUGCGCUUGGCUGACGACCGGCUGGACGGCUUUGCGCUUCUGCUGGCCGCGCACAAAUUGGUUUUCUUUAGAGGACAGCUGGUGUGCCAAUAUCUCCUCUCCGCAUACACAUUACACACACACACACACACACACACAUAUACAUAUACACGUUGAAAAACACGCGCUUCGUACAGGCAGUUGACUCGCGUGGUAGAAGCCUAGCAGGUGUCGUUUACUGUGACGCACAAACGCGCACCGGGAACCUGAGAGCACGCGUGGUCCGUAGUCGACUUAGGUCUUCGCGGACAGAAGAGAAACGAGACUGAGCGGAGAGGUUUGUGGACACGCACUGGCAGUUAUUUUAAAAAUGGAAUAAAGAACACAUGGGGAGAAUUACUGCUAAAUAACGCGUGUAACAUCAUCGUCAUCCCCACCAAUGAAGACCACAAUGAAGCCACCAAUAGCUGUGUUUAAGCAGCAGAAAGUGGAGGAUUUCUACGACAUUGGAGAAGAAUUGGGCAGCGGUCAGUUUGCCAUUGUGAAGCGCUGCCGGGAGCUGAGCAGCGGUCUGGAGUUCGCUGCCAAGUUCAUCAAGAAACGGCAGAGCCGAGCCAGUAGACGGGGUGUGAGGAGGGAGGAGAUCCAGAGGGAGGUCAACAUCCUAGAGCAGACACAGCACCCCAACAUCGUCACCCUACACGAUGUCUAUGAGAACCGCACUGACGUCGUACUCAUCCUGGAGCUGGUGUCUGGAGGGGAGCUGUUUGAUUUCCUGGCCCAGAAGGAAUCUCUAAGUGAAGGAGAGGCGACUCAGUUUAUCAAACAGAUUCUAGAGGGGGUUCACUACCUCCAUUCCAGGAAGAUAGCACACUUUGACCUCAAGCCUGAAAACAUCAUGCUGCUGGACAAGAACGUACCAUUGCCAAGGAUCAAACUCAUCGAUUUUGGCCUCGCACAUAAAAUCGAAGCAGGAGCUGAGUUUAAAAACAUUUUUGGUACUCCGGAAUUUGUGGCUCCGGAGAUCGUGAACUACGAGCCACUGGGUCUGGAGGCAGAUAUGUGGAGUAUUGGUGUCAUAACAUACAUCUUGCUGAGCGGAGCGUCUCCUUUCCUGGGUGAGACUAAACAGGACACCCUGGCCAACAUCUCAGCCAUGAACUACGAGUUUGACGAGGAGUUCUUCGGUAGCACCAGCGAACUGGCCAAGAACUUCAUUCGACAGCUCCUGGAGAGGGACAAAAUGAAGAGACUAACCAUUCAAGAUGCCCUCAACCACCCCUGGAUUCAGUCCAAUGAGCACAGGGAGGAGACCCCCGGUAGCAGAGUCCAGGAUCAGAUCAAGGCCCCCAAGAAGCGCGAGCGCCGUCAGUUGAAGACCAAACGACUUAAGGAGUACACCAUGAAGUCCCACUCCUCCAUGCCGCCAAACAACACCUACGUCAACUUUGAGCGCUUUGCUCAGGUGGUAGAGGACCUCGGCCAGAUGGAGGGCUCCUUCUCUGGGCUAGCGCUGGCGCACGACUCCCUGCAGGAGGACAUCGACGCCUUGGUCUCCAUCUACAACGACAAGGAGUCCCGGUACAAGGAGGAGAGUGAGGGCGUCCGUCACGAGCUGUCCCAGAUCCGCUACGAGUUCCGCAAGGUGGAAGCAAUGAAGAGGAGCCUGCAAGAUGAGAUGAAGGCCUUGGACGCGAGCGUUAGCGGCGUCGACGCCCGCUACCAGGAGAGGAGAAGACACUUCGACUCCCUCAGACAGGAGCUGAGCGACGAGUUGAAGUGGGUGCAAGACGUUGUGGGGUCGUUUGGGGUCCCGGGCGGGGUCGGAGGUGGUGGGGGCGGUGGGGGGCACUCCAGUUGUAACUUUUCCACUGUGUUUAACAAUGACGUGAAUGAAGCUCUGAAGGAAAUGCUGAACAGGAGCUGUGGGGGAGACCUGCUGUCUGGGAUCAAUCUGGACUUCACUGAGUCUGGACAGCAGAGAUAGUAGAGUCACAGUGGCAUAUAACAAGACUAAAACAGAGUACAGUCAACGACUUAGACUUGGAAUAGAGCCCACUGCUGUUAACAUAGAAAUAUACUAUAGAUUAUAGUACAUAACCUAUGUUCCUUUUGUUGUUUGAUCGUGUCCUGAAAUGUGUUUUGAAAAUAUCAAAAAGAAAAUGUCUCAGUGGAAGGUGUUUCAAAAGAAAAAGUACUGUUGAGGGGUUGAGAUGUUUGGAGUUUUUUUUAUUGAAGUAAGCAAAUCGAGGUUUGAAAUGAAGUUAAAAUGGGCAUUGCCUCCUUUGCAGUAGUGUGUUUGUGUGUGUGUGUUUCAGAGUUUGUGCCCAUAGCAAUGGGAAGUAGGGUACUGGGUGUUUGCUGUGGUUUGUGUGUAUGUUUCAGAGUUUGUGCCCAUAGCAAUGGGUAGUACGGUACUGGGUGUUUGCUGUGGUUUGUGUGCACCAGAGGCAGAGCAUUCUGGGCCCAGUCUCUGAGGGCCCCUCACCUCUUAAUUGAAGAAUCAGACAUUUUCAAGAGCCCCUCCACACUUUAGGGCCCUAUAUACAGUGGAUAUAAAAAGUCUUCACACCCCUGUUAAAAUGCCAGGUUCUUGUGAUGUAUAAG